AUGAUCUGUCGCCGUUGCCUAUCUCGUCUCGCGCAUCGAGCGCAGAGCACCGUCUCAUCCCGCUCAUACACCACGACCACCCCCCGACUAGCAGAGCCAGUGACAUCCCAGACUACAACCGCAUCGAAUCCACGGCCCAAUGGCGCACCUGCAGCCACCUCUACCUCCGCCGCGCAGCCCUUCUCAACACCCGAAACGCCUGCAACCGACCGCCAUGUCAAUCUACCCAUCGAACCAAACCAGUCCAAGCAGCCAGCGGCAGUGCAGAGCAGUGUGCCCGCGGGUACAGUGUUGAAGGGGCUGAACUUCAUGAAGAACAAGCAGGACCCUAUUGCGAUGGAAGAUCAUGAGUAUCCGGCGUGGCUAUGGGGUGCUUUGGCGGAGAGUAAGGAGAAGAGCGCGAAGGAUGAUUUGGAGGGAGAUCUGUUCGCCAAAUCAAAGAAGCAACGGCGAAGAGCAGCGAAGGCAUUGCGGAGACAGCAGCUGUUGAAUCCCGACAUGAUGGAGCCGAAGGUGCCACUGUACGAGCAGAGUAUAGAUUUGCCUGCAGGUGAUGGUAGUUUGGAGGGCAACAAGAGCGCGCUGGAUGCGAGAGGGGAGUUGACGCAUGCAAUGCGGCAGCAGAGGAGAGCGAAGAUCAAGGAAGGCAAUUUCUUGAAGGCCAUGGGCUGA
This is a messenger RNA of Saxophila tyrrhenica, 672 nucleotides long. RefSeq lists its product as uncharacterized. Gene Ontology annotation, cellular component: mitochondrial large ribosomal subunit. The record is from RefSeq and is a predicted model, not a curated record. Gene Ontology annotation, molecular function: structural constituent of ribosome. The transcript has 2 exons. NCBI's taxonomy places the organism in Eukaryota, Fungi, Ascomycota, Dothideomycetes, Mycosphaerellales, Extremaceae. Bases 1 to 672 code for a protein of 223 amino acids.